UUUUGGUUGCGGUUCGAUUGUUACGAAACAUCAGCACAAAACGGAACGUCAGAAACACCUCAGUUAUUUAAUCAGCGUUUAUUCACCGGUUUCGAUAAAGUUUAGUCCAACAAAAUGAGGCUAACACACGUUCUGCUGCGGCAACACAUCGGCUUUUACUUCAAGAAACAUUGGCUCCGGCAGGGCAAACGCGUGCCUAAUGAUACCGGUGCUGAGCAGGAACUGGUGGCCCGUGGAAUUGCCGUUCGUGAUCCGAAGGAAGUGAUCAAGGAACAACGACCAUUCGUGGAGUUUAACAUUCCCGGUGUUCUUCCACCACCGGUGGCCUUCGACGAGACGCACCCUCUGUGGAAUUCCCAGCAGGCGUACGUGUACGGUGACGAGAAUGUGCUACUCGAAGGGGUCCGUCAGAGCCAGGCCCUGCUCAACACGGUUGUCUACGAUGAUCUCCCCUUGAAAUUGGAGGAAAAACUGGACCAAACGAAGGUACCGACCCAGCUGGACCGAUCGAUGCAGCAGGCCGUACUUUCCGCUCUAGUAUUCGAUACUGAGCAGGUGAAAACGGCCAUCGUUAAGGUUCCGGAUCGUCCAGCAUUCAAACUACCGCGGACGUACGGAAUAUCAGAGGGUAGACGAAAUCAGCUUAUCCUCUCUAAGCUUGUUACUCACAGUGAACGAUUCUGUGGGAGACCAAUCAACGCGAAUCGCAAAGUAGUUUACAAUGUUCAGUUCUUAGUUCCGAUUGAAAAGGAUGGCGAGCGGUUACUAAUGAACGUGAAAGCGGAUUCUAUGAUUAUAUCACAAGCUCCGCUGCAUCCCUUCGACGUGAACGUUUAUCGUCCGCUUGAUAAGGAGCUGCCAACACUAUUCCCUGUUAAAGAGACUAUUUCAAUUCCGACGCAGAAUAUUUAUGAUUGGAAAAACGAGUACCCCAUCAGCAAGAAUUACAAACUGUCCCAUCCGCACACAGUGCUCAUCCAUUGCUCGCCGGGCGAUGUGAAGAAUCUAACCGAGCUACCCGUUUCGUCCGAUCAGAAGGAAGCUCGUACUAUGAUGAAAGCGUUUGCCGUGGCUGCGUCACGGGCACGACAACUGUAUGGCAACGAUGUGAAGGCUCUUCCACAUCCUAUCACGGUUCAAGCAGUGCAAACAGACAGUAAAACUUUCCAUUUCGGCGUGUUUCAGUUGAACACGCUGGAUCUGAGUUCUACAACCGAGCGGAACCUGUGGUUCCGCAAGGCUCCGCUGACGUUGUACACGCAGUGCGGGUAUGUUGCGGGGAAACCAACGCUCGAGGAGUAUAACAAGGAUGUGCUGCGGCACUUGGCCAUGUUCUAUUCAAACUAGAGGGCAUUGUUUAUUGAAUAAACAACAUUAGAG
This is a messenger RNA of Anopheles darlingi, 1380 nucleotides long. It is a transcript of the gene mRpL37, whose product is annotated as 39S ribosomal protein L37, mitochondrial. The transcript has 3 exons. Bases 115 to 1347 code for a protein of 410 amino acids. Gene Ontology annotation, biological process: translation. Gene Ontology annotation, molecular function: structural constituent of ribosome. Gene Ontology annotation, cellular component: ribosome; mitochondrion. NCBI's taxonomy places the organism in Eukaryota, Metazoa, Arthropoda, Insecta, Diptera, Culicidae. The record is from RefSeq and is a predicted model, not a curated record.